This is a messenger RNA of Aspergillus pseudotamarii, 684 nucleotides long. RefSeq lists its product as uncharacterized. The transcript has a single exon. Lineage: Eukaryota; Fungi; Ascomycota; Eurotiomycetes; Eurotiales; Aspergillaceae. The record is from RefSeq and is a predicted model, not a curated record. Bases 196 to 570 code for a protein of 124 amino acids.
ACAUAUCUAUGGCCGUGAACAGGUCGUAAGGGUCUCGGGCUACAUGUGGAGCUUUACUCCAGAGUAAGGCCGCAUGCAGUGUUUGUCUUUUGUUUGAGGGCGGCAAAGUUUAUACAUUUACAUACUUUUAAUGUAAAGAUUAUUAAUUUUUCGGUUACUCGGGCUUGUAACUCAGUGGUAGAGUGCUCGCUUCGCAUGCGAGAAGUCGGGGGUUCAAUUCCCCUCAAGUCCAUUAUUCUUUUUUCAUUUUAUUUUUUUGAUUUCCCGCAUUGCUUUCGCUUCUGUUUGUUCGUUCUUUCCUAUCGUUGGGAAGGAAUUCAAGUGUUAUUUAUGAUCUACCCAUAUCUUUUCUCUAUGCCUUCGCUUAUCCUGUUUAUUUCCUCGCAUCUCCGCUUACCCACUCUUCCUCGUCGCGACAGUUUCCAGCUACACCAUGACGAAUACUUCAUAAGUCCAUUAUUUCUCCAUAUCUACCAUAAUAGAUUCUUCAUAACUAGAACAAGGAAGUUACACAUGGACAAAACAAUAUUUAAUCGAUCAAUCGCGAUUCAACGUUUGAAGUUAUCUUAACUUGAGGUGAAAGUGUAAGUGGUGCACUGUAUCAGUUCGACUAGAUAUAUAUAUAACUGUACAAGGCAGACAGCAGACACCCAGACAGCCGAUGCGCUGCCUACAGUAGAAAAA